Molecule: messenger RNA, 1345 nt
Organism: Scophthalmus maximus (turbot)
Lineage: Eukaryota; Metazoa; Chordata; Actinopteri; Pleuronectiformes; Scophthalmidae
Gene: cd5
Exons: 6
Coding region: 200-988 (262 amino acids)
Biological process (GO): T cell costimulation
Cellular component (GO): plasma membrane
Source: RefSeq, a predicted model, not a curated record
CCCCCCCUCUGCAGUUUGUCACCCAGCUUGCUUUGAAGGGAGGAAAUCUGCACUUUUGCACAAGCAGCAGCAGCAGAAGGUGGAUGAAGUGAUUCACUGCAUGGAGAGAGAAAAGUGAGGGGGGUGUUACACGUCUGUACCAUUUCCUCUCUCAUCAGUUUUUCUGUCGUCUGUCUGUCUCCUGAUCGUUGGCGCUGUUAUGGAUUUCAGGACUGUUGUGACCGUCUCAACUCUUCUACUCAUGACUACAGAAGCAGACGGAGCAGCACUUGAGCCCAACACCACUCCCCUCUCCACUGAGAGCGUCAGGGUCAGAACCAACUCCUCCAGCUCCAGUGCGGCUCCAGCAGCCACCGCUGCCCCGACCCCCGACCCCGGCAGCUCCGCUGCACCGUUCCUCGGCCUCCUCGCCGUCAGGUGGACGAGUAAAUGUGGAGGGCACCUGAUCCUCUACCACCCGUCCGCCUCCUCGGCGCAUGUCUGUCACGACAGUGAGACGGCCGUCAGGAGUCUUCUGACGAACGUGUGUGAGAACAAGAAAGGUUGCAAAGACACGCUGCGCUGGCACAAAGGCAGAGACAUGCAGAAGGGCUACCACGUCUCAGAGGGUGGAGCGGAGCAGAGGAGCAGCUGCGAGACACUGGCAGUCCAAUGCACAGCUGAGCCAGUCGAGGUGCUACCAGAUGUUCAGGGGCAGCUGCGGGCCCACAAAGUGGUGACGGCUUUGCUCUGCUGCAUACUGCUGGUUCUUCUACUGAUCCGCUUCACCAGACCCACCGUCAAAGCCCUGCAGAAGAGAUUUUCAGACAGGAGGCAGAAUCGCUGGGUCGGACCGACACAGAGUCACAGUGUGUCUUACCAUCGAGGGAAAACCGCAGUCAAAAACAACGAUGAAGAGAACAGGCUGUCCUUCUCUGCUCUGGAGCGACUGGCGGUCAGUGACAGCAGAGAACCCUCGUCCAAUAGGAACAGUGACUACAACUUCUGAUGUGCUUCUUCCUCUUUCAUCAUCACCAUCAUCAUCAUCAGCAUCAUCAUCAUCCCUCAUCAGUAUUUAACUUGUACCACCAUCAAUGUACAGUAUCUCAACUCAAGUGAGAAAUGAGCCCGGCCAGAACAAGUGAUCAGUUAUCAUGUUAAUGGAACCUUACAAUAUUGAUAAAAGUGAGAACAGUGAGAGAUGAAAUGUUCCUCUACUCAGAAAAAAACAUUCCGAAAAUAUACUUUCCGAGGAUCCUGAAUCAUCAACAUCUGAUUUACUGAUGGAGAUAGUUUUAAUGUUACUUUUGUUGAUUUGUAAUUAAUACUGUGAACUUUAUAUUUUCAGUAAAAUAAUCUAAGUUUU